Messenger RNA from Haliotis rubra (blacklip abalone), 1030 nucleotides. Its product is annotated as multiple epidermal growth factor-like domains protein 10. NCBI's taxonomy places the organism in Eukaryota, Metazoa, Mollusca, Gastropoda, Lepetellida, Haliotidae. Gene Ontology annotation, molecular function: scavenger receptor activity. The transcript is spliced from 6 exons. The record is from RefSeq and is a predicted model, not a curated record. The coding region runs from base 380 to 1015 and encodes 211 amino acids.
GGACGUGUCACUGUGACACUCAAAGAGCCUGCGACGUAUUCCCCUCAACUCCCUGCAGCCAGGUCGGCGCUCGAGACAUGUGUCAGGCGGGGUGGUUUGGUCAGUACUGUCAGAAACGUGAGUACACACUGGAAACAUUGCUCUAAGAAGCCCGACCAAUCAGAGCAGCACAUACGUAGGAGGCAGUACCUAUUUUACCUCCGAUCUUGGCGUGGAUGGCAAUGCUAACACAAACUUCAAUAGUCUGCCGUAUACCUGUACACACACACGCUAUGAUCAACCCGCAAUAUGGAGGGUUUACCUGAAUACCUCCGACACAGACAAGGUGCAGCAUAUCAGACUGUAUUUAAGGCCAGACCAACUGGCACGAAACGGAGGCAUGGAGAUAUUUGUGGACAAUCGGCUGUGCUUCAGUUGGGAUGCAUCCUCUCGCCCUCUAGAGAGACAAGACGUCAUCUGCUCCCAGCCUCUGACAGGACACACAGUGUCCAUACAGAUACCCAUAGGUUAUCUAACGCUAUGCGAAGUACAGAUAUUUGUUUGCAGUGACGGAUGGUUUGCUGGCGACUGUGACUUCCAAUGCAACUGUCUGGACACCACAGAGGUCUGUGACAAGAUUACAGGGGACUGUCCCAGCGGAUGUGCCUUAGGAUUUAACGGCACAGACUGCUUGUCCCCCUGCCAAAGUGAUACCUAUGGGUUCAAUUGUACCUCCGUGUGUGGAAACUGCCUGGAUGAUGAUAUCUGUGACAGGACAACCGGAGCAUGUCCAGGAGGAUGUAGCGCAGGAUGGGAUGAUUACAGAUGCAUACGACCAUGUUGGGACGGCUUCUACGGUGUCAACUGCUCCUCCCGAUGUGGGCAGUGUCUGGAUGGAGACGGCUGUGACAAGGUGACGGGGACGUGUCCUAGAGGAUGUGCAGCGGGGUGGAUUAACGACAAUACCUGUCUACAAGGUGAUCAGCAUGACGUCUGUGAAACAGAGGGUGUUCAUGACUUUGAUGUUAUCUAUUAGUCUGUGUGGGCCAAA